Vigna radiata var. radiata (mung bean) is the source of this 1452-nucleotide messenger RNA. Its product is annotated as transcription factor bHLH94. Gene Ontology annotation, molecular function: RNA polymerase II cis-regulatory region sequence-specific DNA binding; protein dimerization activity; DNA-binding transcription factor activity, RNA polymerase II-specific. Gene Ontology annotation, biological process: regulation of transcription by RNA polymerase II. Lineage: Eukaryota; Viridiplantae; Streptophyta; Magnoliopsida; Fabales; Fabaceae. The coding region runs from base 153 to 1118 and encodes 321 amino acids. The transcript has 3 exons. The record is from RefSeq and is a predicted model, not a curated record.
UCUCUAUUUCACGUGCAAAGCACUGUCCAUUUUGUGUCUUGAGGCCUUUAAAAGCUCAAAAACACUUCUCAAUAGCAUGCAACUUGCUAUUUUCCAUCUCCAUCUUCUUCAUCUUGUUCUUCUUUCAGGGCACCCACAUCAAAAUUUUGUGCAUGUGUUUAUCUGAGGGAGAGAGAGGCAUGGCUCUAGAAGCAGUAGUGUAUCCCCAACCCCAGGAUCCGUUUGGCUGUGCAAUCAAAGACCUAUACAGCUACAACAACAUGUUAGAAGCUGCUGCAGCAAACUGGGGUUAUGGAGAUUUCACCCUUGAAAAAGAAGACCAAGCUUCUGUCACUUUUCUUGACAACCAAACAGAGAAUUACUCCCAUGGAGAAUGGAACUCUUCUCCUCCCUCUUUGUUGCCUCACACCAUGAAUGCAUCAAAUCCUCCUUCUUCAGAAACCAGCAACACGCAGAACAACUUAGAUACUUCAGUUUCCACCCCAGCUCGCCCCAAACGGCGCAGAACCAAAAGCAGGAAGAAUAAGGAAGAGAUUGAGAACCAGAGAAUGACCCACAUUGCUGUAGAACGCAACAGAAGGAAGCAGAUGAACGAGUACCUCUCUGUUCUUCGCGCUCUAAUGCCUGAAUCUUACGUCCAAAGGGGUGAUCAAGCAUCUAUUAUUGGGGGUGCUAUAAACUUUGUGAAGGAGCUUGAGCAGAGGCUGCAAUUUCUUGGUGCUCAGAAAGAGAAAGAGGGGAAACCUGAUGUACCAUUUUCUGAGUUUUUCUCAUUUCCUCAGUACUCAACAAGUGCCAGUGGUGGCUGUGAUAACUCUGCAGCCAUGAGCGACCAAAAGGGCGAGGUUCAGUCUGGCAUUGCUGACAUAGAAGUGACAAUGGUAGAGAGCCAUGCAAAUCUCAAAAUAAGAUCCAAGAAACGACCAAAGCAGCUCUUGAAAAUAGUAUCUAGUUUGCAUGGCAUGCGUCUCACAAUCUUGCACCUAAACGUUACCACAACUGGGGAAAUCGUCCUCUAUUCUCUCAACGUCAAGGUUGAAGAAGAUUGCAAGCUUGGAUCAGUGGACGAGAUAGCUGCAUCUGUAUACGAAAUGCUGAACAGAAUCCAACAAGAGUGAAAGGGUGAAUUAAGAUCUGAAGUUGAGCUAAUUUAGCCCAAUUUUUUUUAACCUGAUAAAGACCUUAUCAUAUUUGUUUCUUCUUUGCUUUAUUUUUUGUUUUGUUUUGAAGUUGUAUCUAAUUAUUGCAACGGCUGUUCAACUGUUGUUAAGCUACUGAAGCACCUUGAUCGAUGUGGGGUCCUUGGAGGAAGUUUUUGGUUUAUUCCUUCUCACAUUGUAGCUACUUCUAUUUUUUGAUCCUUUUCUCUGUACUUUGGGUGGGGAAGAUCGUAGUGUAUUCUGCUUCAGACACAUUUAAGUGCUCAGUCAAUUCAACUACCUUGCUUUAAUA